AUGUGCGGAAGAUAUGUCGUAUACUCGAGGCUAGAAUCUUUGGAGCAAGCCCUCGAGAGAUCAAAUAUAAAAUGUACUAAAUGGAUUGAUAAAGAAAAGUACCAAACCUCAUAUAAUGUUGCACCUUGUCAUUUUCAACCGGUUGUUCGGGUUGAAUAUGAUUCGCGUGAGACAAUACUUCAUACUAUGAGAUGGGGAUUAAUUCCCUCGUGGACAAAGGAAAAACCCGAGUUUUCCAAAUUGAUCAUCAAUUGCCGUGAUGAUUCAUUAAAGGAAGGAAAGAGCAUUUUUAAUUCUAUGAAGAAUAGAAAACGUUGUCUGGUGGUUGCUGAUGGAUUUUAUGAAUGGUUAAAAAAAGACAAAAAAAGGCAUCCAUAUUACAUCAAAAGGAAAGAUGGAAAUUUGUUCUUAUUUGCCGGAUUAUAUGAUUGUGUAAAGUUUGAAGAGAAUCCUCUCUAUACUUAUACUAUCAUUACUACGAUGUCUUCAACUUCGAUCGAAUUUUUACAUGAUAGAAUGCCAGUAAUUUUAGAGAAUGGAUCAGAAGAAUUGGCUACAUGGUUAGAUCCACGAACACCUUGGAAUCCUGAAUUAGCCAGGCUUCUAAAACCAUUCGCAGGCGAACUAGAGAUUUACCCGGUCUCUGAUGAUGUUGGACAUGUUAAAAAUAAUUCUCCUGAUUUGAUUCUUCCCCUCGAUUCGAAAAAAUCAGUUAUCGAUUUUUUCCAAAAGAAACAAGAUGUCACAGAUGAGAAAACAAAAAUGGAACCAAAUGAAGAUGAUAAAAAAGUUGUUCCUGCAAAACGUUCUUUUAAUACAUCUGAUGAUGAAACAUCUUUUGAUAAAAAGUCCAACAAAGUUCAAGAGGAUGAAUUUGAUAUUCCAUCAUCACCUGAUCCUAAAAAAGAAUCUUCACCAUCAACACCUCCAAGUAUACCUAAAAAAUCAUUAAGAUCUACACCAUCAAAAUCUAAUAGGACGCCUAAAAAAUCAUUACAAUCUGGACCAUCAAAGAGACAAACACCUAGGAAGAAGAAAGUUGAUAAUGUUAAAGAAUCUGAAAAGAUUACAAAUUAUUUUUCUACAAAGUCAUCCUGA
Molecule: messenger RNA, 1098 nt
Organism: Funneliformis geosporum
Lineage: Eukaryota; Fungi; Glomeromycota; Glomeromycetes; Glomerales; Glomeraceae
Source: the annotation of a GenBank genome assembly